AUGCCCAAGCCCAUCCGCCUUCUAGGGGCCGCAUGCAUGGUCUUAUUCCUGUUCCUUGUGGUACAGAUCAUGCGAAGUCCUCGCAACUGGAAGCUUCCGAGCAAGCAACCCAGCAGCCAGCUUGACCAGGACAUGUCCCGAGAUCCGAAUCUAGACGAGACCGGCGAACCCCCGGAACCUUUACACCGAGUGAAUGGUAACAACUACGCCCCCGACAACCCCAACAGCAACCGCAUCAACGCCACCAUUCUCUCCCUCGUGCGCAACAGCGAGCUACCCCAGCUCCUCCAGUCAAUGCAAGACUUGGAACGAACAUGGAACCACAAGUUCAAUUACCCCUGGACCUUCCUCAACGACGAACCCUUCACAGAGGAAUUCAAACGCGCCACCUCCGCCAAUACCAACGCGCUGGUCCGCUACCUCACCAUCCCGCCCGAACACUGGGCCAUCCCCUCCUGGAUCGACCUAGAUCUCAUAUCCGAAUCCGCCAAAAUGCUCGAAGAACACGAAGUACAAUACGCGCACAUGCAAUCCUACCACCAAAUGUGUCGCUGGAACUCGGGCCUCUUCUUUAAACACCCCGAGCUGCAGGAUAUUGACUACUACUGGCGCGUGGAACCGAACGUGCACUUCUUCUGCGACGUCGACUACGACGUCUUCCGCUACAUGGAAGACCACAACAAGACCUACGGCUUCACCAUCACCCUGUACGAUUCGCCCUGGACAGUACAAACACUGUGGACCGAGACCAUGAACUUCCUGGGUCAAGGCAACAGCCACCUCCUCGCGCAGAACAACGCCAUGGACUGGCUUACAGACAAGGAUCGCAGACCGGAGCACAACUUCAUCGCCAAUGGCUACAGCACCUGCCACUUCUGGUCCAACUUCGAGAUCGCAUCCAUGAAACUCUGGCGCUCACCGGCAUACGAAGCAUACUUCGAGCACCUAGACCGAGCGGGUGGGUUCUUCUACGAGCGCUGGGGUGAUGCACCGGUGCAUAGUAUCGGCGUGGGGUUGUUUGAGGAUAAGAGCAGAGUACAUUGGUUCAAGGAUAUUGGAUACCAGCAUAUUCCCUUCUUCAACUGUCCGAAUAGCCCGAAAUGCAGCGGGUGUUUGACGGGAAGGUUGACGGAUGGCGAGGCGUGGUUGAGUAAGGAGGAUUGUAGACCGAAUUGGUUCAAGUAUACUGGGAAUGAAUGGGCGCAGGACAGCACGGCGGCAGCAGCAGCAAGCAGCAGUAGCGGCAGCAGAACCGAUGUACUGGCCGCAGCGACGAACAUACCAGCGGUGGCAAGCUAG
Messenger RNA from Baudoinia panamericana UAMH 10762, 1299 nucleotides. RefSeq names its product glycosyltransferase family 15 protein. Gene Ontology annotation, cellular component: Golgi apparatus; membrane. The transcript is spliced from 2 exons. NCBI's taxonomy places the organism in Eukaryota, Fungi, Ascomycota, Dothideomycetes, Mycosphaerellales, Teratosphaeriaceae. Bases 1 to 1299 code for a protein of 432 amino acids. Gene Ontology annotation, molecular function: alpha-1,2-mannosyltransferase activity. The record is from RefSeq and is a predicted model, not a curated record. Gene Ontology annotation, biological process: protein O-linked glycosylation; protein N-linked glycosylation; cell wall mannoprotein biosynthetic process.